CAGCUGAGGCGAAAACUGCUUCACUCAUUCGUGAAUCAUGAGCAGUGACGACAAAAAGUCUCUCGUUCAUCCAGGGGACUUGCUGGCCGCGGUCAGGACCCGUUUCGGCCCCGAUGCACGAAUCAUCGACUACGAAGUGGUGCAGGGCACGGAAACGAUUCAAGGAUUUGCCUCCUUAAUGCUGCGUGCCAAGGUCAAGGUGGAGGAUGGCGACCAGAAGCGAGAGAUCAACUUCAUGGUGAAGAGGACUCCUGUGGUGGCACUGCAUGCAGAAAUGCUUGCCAGCAUGGGAAACGUGGUAGAGCGGGAAGGAAUCUUUUUCGACACCCUACUGCCCAUCCUGGAGGAGCGUAGUCCCGGCCUUCCGGUGGUCAAGGCUCUGGUGUGCCACAAGGAUGCCCUGAUCAUGGAGGACUUGUGUGACAAGGGCUUUAAGACGGUGGCCAAGGACUUUGGCGAGAUGGGACGCGGCGCCCUGACCUUACCAGUCGCCAGGAUGUGCUUCCGCCAGUUGGCCAAAUUGCACGCCGCCUCACUGGACAUCGACUGGAAGCAGGUAGCGCCGCCUGGAUUCUUCGCUCAAGACAUCCUGAUGGAGGGCAAAGCAGCCGAGCAGUUCGGGGAGCACUUUGGCAAAACAAUCGAAAUGGUCAUCAUUCCCAUUCUACGCAAAAUUAAGCCGGAUUUACCAGGAUUAGAGAAAUAUGAGGAGUUCCUGAGAAGCAAAACUAUGUUCGAUAACAUGGUACCAUUCACAAAGUAUGACGAGGCAAAUGGUCCCAAUUUGCUGCUGCACGCUGACUUCCACCUGAAUAACACCAUGUUCAAGUUGAGCGAGGACGGCACGCCGCUGGACAUGCGUUUUAUCGACUUCCAGAUCCUGAGAUACGCGCCACCCUACACUGACCUGGUCAACUUUCUUUACACGGGCACCAACAAUUCGUUCAGGAAUAAGCACGAGAAGGACCUGAUCAGGGUAUACAUCGAAGCGUUCAACGCAGCAGCAAACAGGACACCGGACCUGCUCGACUUUGACACGUUCUACGCGGGCUACGACAAGGCACGGUACUACGGCGUAGUGUUCGCCCUGGGCGUUAAGCCAAUGCUGUUGAUGUCACAACUGAAUCCUGAUGCGGGAGGUGAAGUCACCGAGGAGAUCAUGGAGGCGAUGCAGAACACAGACUUGUCAGCGCCAGCCAUGGCGUUCUUCGACAAUGAUCCAGUAUUCAAGCAAGAGAUGGAGGAGUUGAUUGAACACACAAUUGAAGUAUUUAAGAGAUCUGUGUCAAUCGAAUAAAGUUUAUCAAAUAUAA
Molecule: messenger RNA, 1313 nt
Organism: Cloeon dipterum
Lineage: Eukaryota; Metazoa; Arthropoda; Insecta; Ephemeroptera; Baetidae
Exons: 2
Coding region: 38-1297 (419 amino acids)
Source: RefSeq, a predicted model, not a curated record